Messenger RNA from Ambispora leptoticha, 402 nucleotides. The record is from the annotation of a GenBank genome assembly. NCBI's taxonomy places the organism in Eukaryota, Fungi, Glomeromycota, Glomeromycetes, Archaeosporales, Ambisporaceae.
AUGGUCAAUCCCGUGAAGAAAGUUAAGAUUGUCAAGAAACGCACGAAACCCUUCAAGCGUCAUCAGUCAGAUCGUUAUAAAUCAGUAAAGGAAUCAUGGAGAAAACCCAAAGGUAUUGAUAAUCGAGUUCGACGCCGAUUCAAGGGUCAAUUACCAAUGCCAAAGAUCGGUUACGGCUCAAAUAAAAAAACCCGUCAUCUGUUGCCCAAUGGUUUCAAGAAAUUCCUCGUGUCCAACGUCAGAGAAUUGGAACUAUUACUGAUGCAUAACAAAACUUACGCUGCCGAAAUAGCACAUAAUGUUAGCUCAAGAAAUCGAUUGAAGAUAAUUGAAAGAGCAGCUCAAUUGUCAGUUAGAAUAACUAAUGUUAAAGCUCGCAUUGAAACUCAAGAAGUUGAUUAA